ACAUUAAUUCUGUGGCGGUAAAGUAAUACGUGGAUGCUCCUAAAGACAAAGACCAUUACAAUUCAUUGUGGAUUCAGCCAAAGGAAUUAAAACAGAAAAAAACUCUCUUCUCUCGCUCUAUCUUUCGUACAUAAAAAUAAGGAUAUGAAAAUGAGAGUAGGUGUUUUUGUUUUUUAAUUUGCUUAAUGCAAGUGUGUGAUGAAAUAAACGGAAUAAUAUAUUUCCUGGAAAGUAGAGCAGCCUGUCUGCAAAGUCUGUGCAUACGAAAAAAAACAAAUUAAAGUCAAAAGGCAGAAGUUGGCAAAAUAUAAUUGCAUUAUACGCAUUGUUUUAUGGAAAAGAAAAUCCAAAGAAGAAAUGUGAAUAAUACAGAGAAUUAUGAAGUAGCAAUUGUUUCUUACAUGUAGUAUUUUUGUGUUAACAACUGGACUUGUAUACCAGGCUUUAUAAAAAAUUAAACAAAAACUAAAAGAAAAUGGAAAUGGUAAAUCUCAUGUGAAUUUUCAAAAAACAAAAUUGGAUUAGUGUUUGCUAGCACCUGGCGUGUUUAAAAAUAACAAGCGGAAACUAAAGUGAGAGUGGAUAUAAAAAAGUUUAUGUUGAUUACAUUGUUUUGUGUUUCUUUUUAUGAAACCAGAAAAGCCAUCAUCAGCCAUAAUUGCGUCAAGCAUCAAGCCAUCCAUCUAUCUAUGUUUUGAAAAACGAGUACUGCUCAACGACAACAAUUACUGUCAUAAUUACAAUCACUGUCAAUAAAGCAUUACAAAAAGCAGAAGGCAAAUUCUUAAUUCGAUUUAUUUGAUUGUCAUAAUCAAAUACACCAACAUGUCAUCCCUACGCCAAACCACCACGUCUUUGGUCAAACGCACUUCAUUCUCGGCCGCAGUAACACCAUCCGUAAUCACCCAACCGCCAGAGUCAAUGGGGGAAAUUGACAAAUCUCGUGCCUCUGCAGCAAACAAAAACGGUAAUAAUGCAACAUGGAGAAAUGCAGAUGUGCGUUCCUAUGAUGAAGUACCCGGACCCUGGGGCUUGCCUUUGAUUGGCAAUUCUUGGCGCUUUGCCCCACUCAUAGGUCAUUACAAAAUCAGCGAUCUAGACAAAGUUAUGAAAGAACUACACAUAAACUAUGGCAAAAUUGCCAAAGUUGGUGGUCUCAUAGGACAUCCGGAUUUACUUUUUGUAUUCGAUGGUGAUGAAAUUCGUAAUAUCUUUAAAAAAGAAGAAACAAUGCCGCAUAGACCCUCCAUGCCCUCUUUAAGACGUUAUAAGGGUAUUUUGAGAAAAGAUUUCUUCGGAGAUGUAGCUGGUCUAAUAGGCGUCCAUGGCAAAAGUUGGGAAUCAUUCCGGCAAGAGGUACAACAGAUUCUUCUACAACCACAAACAGCAAGGAAAUAUAUACCGCCUUUAAAUGAUAUAGCCAGUGAAUUUAUGCAAAGAAUACAUGAAAUGCGUGAUGAAAAUGAUGAAUUGCCUGGUAAUUUCCUGCACGAACUUUACAAAUGGGCUUUGGAAUCCGUGGGUCGUGUAGCAUUGGACACGCGCUUAGGAUGCCUAACGCCCCAGGGUAAUGAUGAAUCUCAGAAAAUAAUCAAUUGUAUUAACACAUUCUUUUGGGCCGUACCUGAAUUGGAAUUGCGAAUGCCAUUAUGGAGAUUUUAUCCUACAAAGGCUUAUAAAAGUUUCAUCAAAGCAUUGGACGAUUUCACCGAAAUAUGCAUGAGGAACAUAAGUCGCACCAUGGACACAGCGGAAGCAUGCAGUACGCAGAACAGAUCGGAAGCGGACAUCAGCAUUGUGGAGCGAAUUGUGCGCAAAACAGGCAAUCGAAAAUUGGCAGCCGUUUUGGCCUUGGAUCUUUUUUUGGUGGGUGUGGACACGACCUCAGUGGCAGUCUCCUCCACCAUCUACCAGUUGGCCAAAAAUCCUGAGAAGCAGCAAAAGCUCUUCCAAGAAUUGCAACGCUUGUUUCCCACACACGAAGCGGAAAUUAAUCAAAAUGUCCUUGAACAGAUACCAUAUUUAAGGGCAUGUGUCAAGGAGACCUUAAGAAUGUAUCCGGUGGUCAUUGCCAAUGGACGCAGUUUACAAUCGGAUGCCGUUAUUAAUGGCUACCACAUACCAAAGGGCACAAACGUCAUCUUUCCCCACUUAGUGGUAUCGAAUGAUCCCACAUAUUUCCCUGAACCUAAAUCAUUUUUACCGGAACGUUGGCUUAAGCAAAGCGAAAUAAACAAUGACAAUCCGAAUGCAAAUAGAUGUCCACAUGAUGGCCACAAAAUUCAUCCCUUUGUAAGUUUGCCAUUUGGCUAUGGGCGUCGCAUGUGUGUCGGACGACGUUUUGCGGAAAUCGAAUUACACACUCUACUGGCAAAGAUAUUCCGCAAAUACAAAGUGGAAUACAAUCAUGGCGAACUGGAGUAUAAAGUCAACUCAACCUAUAUUCCCGAAUCACCGUUGAAUUUUAAAUUAACUGUCAGAGAUGAAUAAAAUUUACAGGGCCCCAGAUACAGCACUUACACGAGCAGCUGCACACGACUGCCAACACAAUUUGAGUUGAUGCAAAGGAUGUGGACACAUGAAGCCAAUGCGAUGAUAUGGAUGUGUUGCCAUCUCACAUCCUCACAAAAAAAAAACGAGUAUUUAAAACACAUAAUUUAAAAAAGAACAUUUUGUAUCAUAAAUAAUUUAUAUAUGUACAUAUAAAGAAAACCAUUACCAAAUACAUUGAAGAUAUAUGCAGAUCAUUAAA
Messenger RNA from Stomoxys calcitrans (stable fly), 2752 nucleotides. RefSeq names its product probable cytochrome P450 49a1 (gene Cyp49a1). NCBI's taxonomy places the organism in Eukaryota, Metazoa, Arthropoda, Insecta, Diptera, Muscidae. Gene Ontology annotation, molecular function: monooxygenase activity; oxidoreductase activity, acting on paired donors, with incorporation or reduction of molecular oxygen; heme binding. Bases 826 to 2490 code for a protein of 554 amino acids. The transcript has 14 exons. The record is from RefSeq and is a predicted model, not a curated record.